UGCGUCGGGUGCAACUUUAGCCGGCAAGAUGGCGGAGAGCGUGUAAAUUUUUUUUUAAAACAGGGUUGAAAAUUUGUGCAGCGCAGCUUUUUCACAGUUUGUUGAGUAAAACUGAGAAUGGUUGUGGCUCUCCUGAAAUUAGGAGCAACGUCGUCUGUAUAAAGGUGCCCCCUCCGAGAGCAGGAUGUCGACCGAGGUUCUGAGGCCUGAACCUGUUGCUGGGGGUAGCAGAAGUGGCGGUGGAAAGCUGGGAGUGCUGAUCAAUAAACUCCAUGAAUUUCUGGCGGUGUCUACAGAGCAAGGCAGCGAACACAGCCUGCCUGGACACUGGAGUGGUGCAAUGGCCCAGGAUUUCGUUGAGCAGCAGCAGCAGGCGGCAGCACAGGCUGCAAAAGAGCCCAGCAGCUCUUCAGAGACUAAGCCAGCCCCCGCACCGCGUUCCAAAAGGAAGCCGUUGGUGGUGACUAAGCACAGCGGGCUGAACGAGUCUGACGUUUCUUCUGAAAGCGAAACAGAGGAGGUCUUGUCCAUCAACUCCAGCGAGCCAGACACAACCUGCUUACCCAAAGGUACCGUUUUUGUGCUGCCGGAGCCUGUGGGUAAUGAAGUUCGUGAUGAGUUCCGUGGCCCAGAGUUCCGCAGUAAACGUGUCUACAAGCAGAACAGAGACGUUUCAGACAGACGCAAAGUCGGGUAUGACACGGAGAGAGUGAACUGUACAGCAUGCGGCCAGCAGGUGAACCAUUUCCUGAGAGACUCAGUCUAUCAGCACCCGGCCCUGAAAGUACUUAUCUGCAAGUCAUGUUUUAAGUACUACAUGAGUGAUGACAUCAGUAAAGACGCAGAGGGGAUGGAUGAACAGUGCAGGUGGUGUGCUGAGGGAGGCAGUCUGAUUGGCUGUGAUUACUGCAGUAAUGCUUUCUGUAAGAAGUGUGUCCUGCGGAAUUUGGGGAGGAGGGAGCUGUCGGCUAUUUUGGAGGAGGAGCGGAAGUGGUACUGUUACGUGUGUAGCCCAGAACCGCUCAUGGACCUUGUGUUGGCCUGUGACGCGGUUCUGCAGAACCUUGAGAAGAUCUGGGCCCGGAAACGAUCCAACGAACGAGGCAACUCCAUGGGCCGAGGCAUGGGGGGCGGAGGCCGCGGGAGGCCGAGAGGUGGGCGCAGUGGAAUGGGGGCGGUGCUUCCAGUGGGCAUGGCGCCCUCUCAGGGGCUCUGCCAGCGCAUGCAGCGAGUGGUGGAAAUGACGGCAUCGCUGAACCAGUCUUUCACGGCCUUCAUGCAGAGCGAAAAGGAUGAAGAGGCCAGUGAGGAAGAAGAUGUAGAGAGAGCCAGGAGGCUGAUGAUGUUUCGCACAAUACUGCGGGAUCUGCGCGAGGCCCAGGGCGAGCUGCAGAACGCACUAGAUCGAGAGUUGGGUGCGUCCAAACCAGCCGGCGCCGGGUCGAAGGCGAGAGGUCGACCGCGGAAGGGUGCAGCCACCAGGGGUGCGGGGAUCACUAAGGAGCUGGUGGUGAAACUGACGCCGGUACCAUUACGCCGCGCCCCUAAUGCUAACGCUAACUCUAAUGUUAGAGCUGCUACCGCCAUAACCAAGGCUGAAGCACAGGCCACACGGAGAGUGAAGGAGGAGAAGGUGAAAAGAGACGAGGUGGAGGUGCGAGAGAGGAUGGAUGGAGGGGUCGGGGUGAAAGAGGAGGUGAAAGUGGAAGAUGUCGAUGAAGAGACAGCCGAUGUAGUGUUGGUGGAGAAUUCCGAGGAUGAGGAGGAUGAAAGUGAAGAUUUGACGUUAGCAGAAGCAAACAAACGUUCUCCCCGCGUGAAGACGACGCCACGGCGACGACGCACGGACACGGACGUGGUCGCAACGCACUCUCACCUAGCGGAGGACUCUGAUUCCGAUGAAGUUCCUGCUGUGUUGCUGCAGACCACAGCUGGAGCAACCAGCGACGAGGAAGGUGCGGCUGACAGCGAUGGAGCGAACCAGGAAGUUCGGAAAAAGUGUCUCUUCGGUUUGGUGAAAACUACGCCACCUUGCCAAGACAGGAACUCACGAAAACGUAAACUAAAAGAGAGAUCGUCAUCGUCUUCAUCGUCGUCCUCCUCCUCAACUUCUGCUUCGAGCGGUUCGGGAUCAAAGGUCAGGAGGCCUGUGGUUCACCCGCACAAGGUCCCUAAGACAACGGCCGAUAGCGAGAGUUUGUCGAGUGAUCUUGGGGGACAGGAAAUCGAGAGUGGGCGGAGCAGUGACUCGGAGUAUCAGGACCAGAAGAUUAAACCCUUGAGUGACGUCACGCUGCUGGCGUCCGGAACAUUCCACCAGCAGUCCUCUGGAGAUGAAAUGGAAGCCCAGCCCAGUCCGUCUCUGGUCCUGGAGGAGGAUGAUGUUGAGAAUAGGCCGCAACCUGACGGUUCUGGAAGUGCAGUAUUGUCGGUCAGACAUUUCAAGGGCUGUUUGGUUUGCUAACGGUAGGUGCGCUAUAUAAAACAAACAAUAAAAACAAGCUAUAUAGAUCGGUCUUGCGGCGUUAAGUGUCAUAUUGGGAGACAAACGUGUCAGUAUUUUUACCGAGGCAGUUUACAUCGCUAAAUGCGUUUACAAGUUGCGAUCAGAGAAGGUAGUGUAUAUUUUGUAUGUAUGUAGCAAGAGGGAGAGAGUUUGGGAGGGGGCCGGCAUUUAUAGAUGGAGAUUUUAGAAUUACUUAGUUUGAUUAUUUUACGAAAUUUGUUCUUAUUACUAUUCGUAUUUAUGGUAUUAUUGGACAAGAUUGUGUUCGGCUAAAAGAAGAAGAAGGGUUUUGUUUUUGGCAACCCUUGCACUCAAUACGAUGCAAAGGCACACUCUUGAAUUUGUAGCAGGGUUUUCACAAUACGUCAUCCUUUGUUUUGUUUAUAUAUUUAAUUGUUGGAACUGUGACAGUUCGGUGUGUUUAUGGUGGGACAACAUUAGCCAAAAAAACGUGCAAUGGGAGAAUCGUGUGUCCAGAUUCAGAAAAUAGCAUUAGCCAUUAAACAGUUAUUGUUAUAAUGGACUGAGGGGGCUGCACAAACAAAACUAUGGAGACAUUAUGUACAAGAAACAUCAAAAUAACUGUGUUACGUGUCCAGUUUCUAGUGUGCCUCCUUAAAUAGGAUGACCAAAGUGGCUUACGUUAAAGUUGUAGUGCCUGUGAUAAAAACAUCAGUGCUUAGAAGUUUGUGUUUGUAAUGAUGUGGUGUUUUUUUAUAUAAUGUAAAGAUUGAUACAGUAAUGACGAUCAGUGACUGUAUGAUUUUGUAGCUUAUCGGCCUGCGUCUCUCACUGGUUAGGAGCGCUGUGGGUGAAGUGUUUGCAGAAAGAAUGAAAAACAAUACCUGUGGUGUUUCAAGACUGAUUGGAAUCGCAUGUUAGAAGUAGAACACCAUUUUCUACAGUCUGCCUGUGUGAUCUAUAUACUGUCAAGACACCUUUUUUUUCUUAAGUUAGAAAUAAUCUAGCCGUGCUCCGCCCACAGACGUCAUCUUUUUUGCUAGUGUUGCCAGGUUAGAUGAGUCUUACAAAAUGCUGGUAAAAAUCAAAUUCAACCGUAGAGCUUCACAUUGGGCUGCUACAGUGUUGAGUUCCAGUAUAAAAACUGUGCUACUAAGCUGGACUGUUGUAGCCAAAUUAGACAGGUUGGAAUUGAAUGUGAUGGCAUGCCAAAAAAGUGCUACACAAUCUCAAGAACCUUUCACAUGCAAACGAAAGAAAUAUAAUUUGAGAAAUUUCUGAUUUUCCUCGUCACACAUACCAUAUAUCCUGAUUACAGCAGCUAAAAACAAUAUGCUACCUCGAAUUAUAUCAGUUAAAUCAAGCUACAAUAGCUAGCAGUGUAGGCUGCAGUGUUAACUUGGCAAGCUAGCAACGGUUAAAAUGGCUAAAGAUGGAAAUCUUCUGCCAAGCCUGUCCGAUGAUGAACUAUAAUCGUUUUAACGUAACAGUGAACAUUUUCACAUGCACACAAAAUAAAUAUAAGUAUUCUGACACAUACUUAAAUGUAUUUUAGCAGUUUUUUGUGACUUAUACUGAGAUUACUACAAAAAAUGCAGAGCACAACGGUUAUACUGUCUCAAGCUACCUUACCUUAAAACGGCGGAUGCUGGUCUUUCUGCUCAGCCUGUUAAUUUGCUGUUUAUCUCCUAAGGCUUUAAAUACACAGUCAAAAACAGACUAUAAUCGAUCCAUCCCAACAGUGCAACUUUUCUCACACACAAAAAAUAAAUAUUGUAUUUUGUCAAAAAUUGAUGUGCUACAGUUUCUCAGUUUCCUAAUUUCUGAAGCUUCCCCAGUGUAUUUUAGCAGUUUUUGUAAUUUUAUACUGAUAUUACCACAAAAAUUGCGAAGCACCACAGUAUACUGUCUCAAACUACCUCAGUGAAACCAUGCUACACUAGCUAGCAGCGUAGGCCGCAACGUCAGCUUAACCAGCUAGCAGUGUUAGAAACAGCCGAAGCUGGAAAUAUUUAUGCUAAGCCUGUAAUUUAAUGCUUAUAUCCUAAAGCUUUGAUUGCAUGACCAAAAACGAACUAUACCUGAACAGUGUGAUCUUUCACAAGCAUACAAAAAUAAGCAUAAUUUGACACUAAUAACUUCAGCAUUUUGACAAACUUUCUCACAAUGUUUUACCUGUUGUAUUUGCCAUUUGACUGAUAUUACAGCAAAAAAAGGCAACUCAUUGCAAGCUGGCAGCUGUUUAUCGCUUAAAACUUUGAUUACAGAAACAAACUACAGUCCAUCUGUCUUAAAGACUGAUUUAUACUUCUACAAAGAUGCAUGCGAGCUGUCUGCCUUAGAAAAGGGGUUCAUGGGUAAGCAUAAGGCUCAUAAAGUCCUAAAUAUGAAGCGAAUAUUGAUUGGCUCUCUGGUAGCAUUCGUGGUAAGACGAGACACUUGACACAAACCAGAACUGAACCAAAAGGAGCAGUUUGAGGAUCGGCUGGUGGGAGAAGUGCGACAUUAUAAACAUUUACACCGCCCGUCUUCAAAACAGUGAGGAUUCGAGUGUGUUGGCAGGCAUUGCAUGACACCUACAUAUGCAGAAGUAUGAAUCAGACUUCUCACAAACACAAAAUAAAUAUUAUUUAAAAAAAAAUGACACUCUGAAUUCAGACAUUUGGACAACAACGGAGUGUUACAGGUUCUGAUUAGGAUAAAUGGGUUUUACCAGCGUUCUGCGAAGCCUGUCCGACCUACUAACAGCAAAUGAUUGCGUAAGUGGGUGGAGCAUGGGUCAGUCGGCUGAGAAUUCAUAAUUUUAUAUCCUUUUUUGGGGUGGGAGGUGCUUUUAUCCACUUGCUGUCUUUCAGCCUUUCAGGGCCGACAUUUUCGUUAGAACGUUGCAAACUGUUCUCAUGUUGGCGGUUUGCUGACGGUGUUUGUACUUCAGUUGGGAGGGUUUCUGUUUGAAGUGAGCAGAGCCAGAGGCUGUGUGGGGUAAAUGGAAAGCUUGAGGAAGAGUGUGAAUGUUUUUCUUUUUCUUCUCUCCCGUGUUUUUCUUUGUUUCUGCAGCAUAGGGUGAGGUGAGCCGCUUUUCCAGGUUGCCCAGCCCAGCUAUUCACACCUGCUCUCCUCCUUUUUCUCCCUCUUCUUUCUUCCCUUCUGCUCUGUCAUUCUCUUUGUGCUAUCUUAACAUUUUCUUUAUUCCGUGCUCUUGUGAUCUUUCUUUCUAACCCUCCAUUGCUCUGUUUCUCUGGCUGUCUCUUUCUUUUCCUCUCUGUUCUCUUUUCACUGGACCCUUCCUCGCUUCCGUAGUUGGACCACAACCUUCGUGUCAGGAAAAGAGAAACAAACAAAAACAAAUUCCAAAAUGACUGCAUGCUAAUGUCACUUUUUCUAUUAUUUAUUACGUUUUUUUUCCUUCUCAUUUCAGUUCUCACACAUUUAAACUUGUAAAGAAAUUUCCUUUUUAAGUUUUAAAAACUGCAUGCAGAAGAAAUGGAUCAAGAAUAAACCGAAUUGUAAGUACCAGUGUAUGUAAGCGCCGUUGUAAUAAAUAAAUUUACCCCACACUA
This is a messenger RNA of Colossoma macropomum (tambaqui), 6027 nucleotides long. Its product is annotated as transcriptional regulator ATRX-like. Lineage: Eukaryota; Metazoa; Chordata; Actinopteri; Characiformes; Serrasalmidae. The record is from RefSeq and is a predicted model, not a curated record. Gene Ontology annotation, cellular component: nucleus. Gene Ontology annotation, molecular function: ATP binding; ATP hydrolysis activity; ATP-dependent chromatin remodeler activity. The transcript is spliced from 12 exons. The coding region runs from base 185 to 2464 and encodes 759 amino acids.